UACUCCUGUUCACGGAUUGAUAUAGGCUCAAUACUGAGAUUGGAUACACAAGUGAUCCUGGGACUCGAUCAUUUCCAGUGAUGGAUCUCAACUGGCUGAUUAUAGCAUGUAUUCUUUUGGCAGGUGUGAGCUCGGCCCAAAGGCAGGUUUCGGUACAGCCAGGGCCUCUGGUGCGAACCGAGGGCUCUCACAUCACCAUCUGGUGUAAUGUGACUGGCUACCUAGAGGGAGUGGAGCAAGACUUUGAGUGGUCUAUGUACCUUGACACAGCCCCUGAUCGAGAGAUCCGCAUCGUGAGCACAGCCCAGUCCAACUACGCCUACGCCGUAUACUUACAGCGCGUCAACGCCAAAGAGAUCUACGUAGAAAGACUGAGCGGAGACUCUGCUGUUCUGCACAUUACCAAGCUGCAGGCCAAGGACCAGGGCGUGUUUGAGUGCUACACACCCAACACAGAUGGCCAGUACCUGGGUACUUACAGCGCUCGCACCAACCUUACUGUGAUUCCUGACACGCUCUCCGUGACAUCGCCCGCUCAGUCAGUGUCUAAGGUUGAGGGAGAAACGCUGCAGCUGGGAUGCGAGGUGGCGCGUCAGACCUCUCAGCACACACACUUGGCAGUGGGCUGGUACUUACGCUCCCCGGAUGACCCCACCGUGCCACGGGAUGUCGUCACGUUGACCCGGGACAUGGUGCUGCGGCCUGGGGCCUCGUAUCGACAGCGCCUGUCCUCUGGAGAUGUACGGCUGGAUAAGACAAACAGCACGUCCUACCGCCUUACCAUCUAUAGCCUGCAGCCUUUAGAUCAAGGCCAGUACUACUGUGAGGCAUCUGAGUGGAUUCAGGACCCUGACCGCUCCUGGUACGCCAUGACCCGCAAGCAGUCCGACAAGCACACUGUUAAAGUUCAGCCGACAGAUCGCGACUUCAGCAUCCAGUUGACAACAGCUCGCCGGGCCUACACGGCAGGUGAGCCGCUGGAGCUCCGCUGCACCAUAGACGCUCAGAAUGUUGCCGAGCGCUACUUCUCGGUGUCGUGGGUCUUCAGCAGCUCGUCUGUGGCCGUGGUGGGGCCCAGCGCUGUUCCUGUCAUAGGGCCCAACUAUGUCCAGCGUGAGGCCACCGGCCUCUUGACUGUUCGCAAGGAGAGCCCUUACAUCCAUCUACUCAAGCUGCAGCACCUGCUUCCGGAGGACGCUGGGAAAUAUAUCUGUAGGGUGACUGAGCGGGAAAAGACGCCCACCGGAGAGUUUAUCGACCGGAGCAAGCGCUCCCGCAAUGUUCAGAUCAGUGUCACACCUCUGAGCAGUAACAUUAGCGUGUCGGUUUCCAGCAACUCCUCAGAGGUGUUGGAGGGAGAGAACAUCCAGUUGACAUGCUCGGUGCAUUCGACCCUCGGAGCAAUGUCCAUCAACUGGCAGUAUCUGGAUAAAGAGGGCAACACUGCCGUCGAACUAACAGCAGUGGACCGUGAUGGCAUUGUACGACCUGGACCCAAUUACCAGGAGCGCCACAGCUACGGGGAGAUCCAUCUGGAACGGACCAGAUACGACACCUUCACGCUGACCUUGUAUAAUGCCUUUCCAACAGACGAGGGGCAGUACCGAUGCAGCGCCACCGAGUGGCUCCAGAGUGGCAGCGCGCCUGUUUGGGAGUGGCAGCAGAUUGGAGAGAGUGAAGGAAUCAGCACCAUCACUGUUAAAUCUGUUGAGUCCUCAUUCUUUGUGUCUGCUUCAUCACGCACUCCCAGCGUGACCUUCGGGGAUACGUUCGACCUGCAGUGCAUCGUAAAGUCCCGCCACAGCCCUAGCGUCCCCAUAUCGGUGACCUGGCGCUUCCAGCCGGCGGACGGGAGCACCGAACUGCGGGACGUCGUGACGUUCACACGCGAGGGCACCCUGAAGUGGGGCGAGCAGAUACUCGGCCUGGGUACGCGCACCUCGAUGGAUCGUACACGCAACUACACCAACUUUCGACUCAGUGUGACUAAAGCAGGGCGCAAGGAGUCGGGGACGUACCAGUGCGCCACCGUGCUCUACCGCAGGAACUACGAUGGCACCUGGAGGGUCAUUGCAAAUCGCACGUCCAAUCUACUCGGCAUCAAUGUCCAGCAGCCAGUGAGCAAGCUACACAUGCACAAGUCCAACCAGAGCCUGCAUUUUGUGGAGGACAGUCGUGUACGCGUCAACUGCUCCGUUGCAUCUCAAACGAGCAGCGAGUCCCAGCAUGCCGUGCUGUGGUACGCCCGGAAGGAUGAAGCCGCUCAGUCGGAUGAGCUGCUGCUGAAGAUCGAGCACACCGGCGCGUUUGAGUACGGGGCGUACGCCGAAGAGGAGCGUCUGCGCAGCCGUGUGCAGUGCGAACGCCUCUCGCCGAACCUUUACGGCCUCACGCUGCAUCAUGCUGAGACCAGUGACUCUGGAACCUACUACUGCAUGGUAGAGGAGUGGCUUUCCGACCCCGACGGAACUUGGUAUCGCCUGGCCAGAGACUCUUCAGGGUUUACCAAUGUGGUCGUCAAGCAGCCAGCGGUCAAACUCCAGGUAGAGGAGACCGAGUCUAACGUCACAGUGUCUGAAUCUGGAUCUUUCCAUUUGGGCUGCAACAUACCGUCUCAGUCCUCCAACAGCUCUCGUUUCUCAGUGUCGUGGUACGUGUCUCGCUCGGAGAGAGAGGCCGAGCGGGAGUGCGUGUUCUCCAUCGGCCAUGACGCCGUGUUCGGCAACGGCAACUGCGAUCCGACCGAGCAGCUGGGUCUGACCUCGCGGCUGCAGUUUGAGCGUACUACUUUGUACGCCUACAGUUUGAACAUUCAGAAAGCAUGCCCAGAAGAUGCAGGUCGGUACUACUGCCACGUGGAGGAGUGGCUCCUGAACCCACGCAAGGUUUGGUACCGCCUCGCAACCAACUACUCUGGAGCCACAGUUGUUAAUGUCUAUGAACAAGUCUCGACCCUUCAGUCGGUGGUGUGCUCCAACAACUCACUCUUCUAUUUCAUCUUCUUCUACCCCUUCCCCAUCUUCGGCAUCCUGCUCAUCGCCGUCCUCCUCGUGCGCUACAAGAGCCGCAGUUCGAACAAGAACCAGGAGGGCAAGAACGGGGCGCCGCUGCUCUGGAUCAAAGAGCCGCAUCUGAGCUACUCCCCCACGUGUCUGGACCCGCCCGCUCUCAGCCUUCACCCGGGCUCUGUGGAGUAA
This is a messenger RNA of Trichomycterus rosablanca, 3197 nucleotides long. It is a transcript of the gene igsf3, whose product is annotated as immunoglobulin superfamily, member 3. The record is from RefSeq and is a predicted model, not a curated record. The transcript is spliced from 9 exons. Bases 81 to 3197 code for a protein of 1038 amino acids. Lineage: Eukaryota; Metazoa; Chordata; Actinopteri; Siluriformes; Trichomycteridae. Gene Ontology annotation, cellular component: membrane.